Molecule: messenger RNA, 1277 nt
Organism: Hypoxylon trugodes
Lineage: Eukaryota; Fungi; Ascomycota; Sordariomycetes; Xylariales; Hypoxylaceae
Product: kinetochore Sim4 complex subunit Fta4
Exons: 2
Coding region: 220-1113 (297 amino acids)
Cellular component (GO): Mis6-Sim4 complex
Source: RefSeq, a predicted model, not a curated record
GGGGCAAUUUCAAUUCCUUCUGCGACACGCGACGCGCUGAAUUAAUCUUUCCUUAUACAACUUCAUAUACGGCGAAACGCAAUUAUACGAAUUGACGGGUUAGGGAACUUAAUAGUUGCCCAAUACUAUACUAACGACACUCGUGGUUGAACAAUCAGAUUUCACCUUCAGAAAUGCGCCCGAUACCAUCCGAAUCAGAUCCAUGAGCACACAAUCAACAUGGCACCCCCAACGAUCCUCGCUCACAAAUCAUCCUUCCUCACCGCGCAAACUCUUCAGCUCUCCCAGUCUCUCUCCCCGAGCCCUCUAUGGCGCUCCUCUAACACCGCCACCAAUACAAAUACACAGACCACUACCACCGAAGAUGGCGGUACCGCUGCCGCUACAGCUCUACCCGAAAGACUCGUAGACGAAGCCCUCUACCGCGCAAACCACAUCCUCCAACAACACGCGCGCCGCGUGUACGCCCCACAAGCGAGUCGUCAUGUCGCCGAGCAGAUUGAGGCGCUAUAUCUCGAGGCUGCGGAAAGAGCUGUGCGCGGUAAUGAUAGAAUAGGAGGGGGUGACGGCGAAGAUGAAGAUGAAGGAACGGCGGUAGCGAAGGGGAAAGGAGAUAGUGAGGCGCUGUUUUUAAGGGUUGGUGCUGAUUUUGCAUCCGACGAAGUCAUCGCCUCACUUCCUAGUACAUGGGAUCUUCAUUCCCCCUCCCAAGCCGAAUCCAAUCCACCCGAAGCGCAACGAUACGCCGACCUCACCGCAACACUGACCUCACUCGUGGCCCGCCGACGUGAUGCCCGCGCUCGUCUCGAUCGUUUACGUCGAAUGCGCACCUUACUCUCCCCACUUACUUCCAUGACUCCCCAGAGUAGUAAUCCCGUCAGUAGUGGUAGCACCAGAGCGGAUCCCUAUGAGGUGGGGAUAGAAAAAGUACAACCUAACCUCGUCACACGCGAUAGUGAAUUGGAGAAGGAGCUAGAGCGUAUGCGUGUCUUGCUCGUACGUGUCGCAGGUCGUGUCGCUCAGUUGCCAGAUCCUGAUCCCGAGUCCGUUGUUAUGGAGGACUUGGAUGUUGUGGAACGGGACAAGGUGGACAGGUUACUUGAUGAUUUCUGACUCCGUUGAAUACGUGUAUAUGUGUCAUUGGAAUUUUGAGAGUACGGCGUUUGAGGAUGAUAUUUGCGACAAGGAUGAUACCUCUUUACAUAGAGAUGAAAUCAUACAUAAAUAUAUCACAACAAAACAUAACUACGAGUAUAUGAACCAAAUAAAAACACAAA